Molecule: messenger RNA, 3230 nt
Organism: Trifolium pratense (red clover)
Lineage: Eukaryota; Viridiplantae; Streptophyta; Magnoliopsida; Fabales; Fabaceae
Product: flavanone 3-dioxygenase 2-like
Exons: 4
Coding region: 2106-3131 (341 amino acids)
Source: RefSeq, a predicted model, not a curated record
AAUUUGAGACAAAAAAAUUAAGUUUUUUUUUUCCCUUAUAAUUUGGGACGGAGGAAGUACACUAUAAAAAUCAUUUUAAAUAAAAGUUAAAACAAACGCACUCAGCAAUGAUUUUUAGUGUAUGAACAUAUCUAAAAUUUCAUAAAUAGAGGGACUUGUAAAAAUAUCAUUGACCUUGAAUUUUCUUGGCAUUGAAGCAACGUCUCUAAUCUCUAUUUCCAACGGUAGAUUCUUGUGUACCAUACGCAACUCAAGUUGUUGCUUAUGCUGGUGAACUAGUUUGUUUUUUUCUAUUUAGUAGAAUCCCAAAAUAUAUGAAAUGUAGAUUUAAGCCAACAAAACUCCAAAGGGCAAAGUCCCCAACGGCACACUAACUUUCAUCCACACACAGAAUCAAACAAAUUGGUAAGCCAAUAUCGUAGUACUAUUUUGGCGGAUGGUGUUGGCAUUGAUAUCGAAUGCAGAAGCUCACUCACAAGUCACAAGUUUGUGGCAGUGAUAUGAUGGACCCAAUUGUAAAGAUAAAGUUCCUUGCUUGAGUGGUGACCAUCAAGAAAUCUCUUUUUGUCAUUUUGAUUUGAACAUUACUACUCAAUACAUAGUCUUUUAAAAAAUAAUAUAAAGUUAAAUUAGACAAGCUAGAAAGAUACAAAAUAUAAUUGUGGUUGUUUGGUUUUAGGGGCGUAGCUAUGUGUUAGGAUGGGGUUUCUUCAGGAUUUGGCCCGAACUGUUCCACAGAUUCCAUGAAACAUCAAUUUCCUUUUUGUAGGAUACCCACUUUGUAAAUACAUAAAUAUGACACUAAACUUAUUAAAAUGUAUUCCCUCUUGUCUUUAUUAUAAGAAAAAAUCCACCUUUUAAAUUUAUAGGAUAGGAUGUUAGAUAUAUCUGGUUCAUAUUAUAGGAUAGGGGAAUAUCUUUUUAUAUAUCUUGAUCGGUUGAAAUUGAAUGCCAGCAGUAAAGAAAAGUUUGAAAUAUUUUGAAAGAAUCGUUGGCAUGUACUAUAUAUUACUUGUUCUUUUAUGCAUAUAUUGUCACAAACUUAAUAUUCUCACGAGGAAAGCGUGCUCUUUUCCCUUGAUAUUUUAUUAUUAUUUAUUAUUAUUAUUAAGUAAGCAGUGGUAUGCUUAGCCUCUCAUGUCUAUAACAAUCUCUCAUAUAUAACAAACUCUACAUUCUAUAACGUCUCUAUUAGGUAUGAGGUACUCUAACAUAUAUACUAUAAUAUAAUGCAAAAAUUAUUUUAAUUUCAUAUAUUCUAUCAAUGUUCCUACAUAAUUUGGACAUUUUUUUUUGGAGUCUAGGAGGCACUAAGAGAAAUUAAUAACAUGCCAACGCUCAUACCACAAGGUUAAAAGACAGAAAGACACCAUAUCUUCACUUAUGUAUACGAGUCACUUCUCUUAUAUUUAAUAUUUUGCUCAUUCAUAUAUAGAUGAUACAAGACUAACAACUCACAUUUGAGUUCUGAGCUCUAUACUUGACCCAAAAUCAUACCCACUUCCGUUCUCUCACUAAACUGAAUGAGAGCCUUGAUAUCACUUGUUGAAAAGUUCGGAAAAGCGCCGAAAACAACAAAAAAUCAAUGCUCCAAGAUUACAAAAAAAAGGGAUACCGCAUUUUUAUUCAAAACUUUAAGUCAUUAGGUAUAUGAAUCACCUCUAUUAUACAUCCAAUAUUUUGCUAUGAUACCCAAUUUUUAUCUUUUGAUUUUAAAGUUUCUACAAUUUUCUUAAUUAAUAAUGAUGUCAUUCCACUUCCUAUUUGGUUAAUUAAAACAAAGUAGUAUAGAGGUACACGUACACCCGUGAUAAACAGUACUAUAUUGGUUAAUAAAAACAAUGCAUACGCAGGAACCCGUGAAAAACCAUACAAUGUAUGUAAUGCACCAAACCAACACACCAUGAGAAAAAAAAUAAAUUACAAUUUUCAGUCACUGUCUCUUUUUGUUUUACUCACGUUCUCUUGUAAAAUAAUAAUAAUAAAAAAAACAGAAUCAUUUUUACUUAAAUAGAUAUAAAUGCACCACAUUUUUGCUCAACUUCUUAGCCUUUAAAAUCCCAUUGCGUGGAAGUGGAGUCAUUCUAUACUACUAACAAAAAACAAUGGAGAAACUUAUUACAAGUUGUUGGUCAAAUUUUCAAUCUGUUCCUGGGAACUACAUAUUUCCACCAGAAUCAAGACCAGGGAAUGUCAAAGUCCCAUUCAGCAAUAGCAUUCCGGUGAUUGAUCUAAGUGAAGCACAUAAGGGUGAUAGGACCAAUACUAUUCAGAAAAUUAUAAAAGCUGCUGAGGAGUUUGGAUUCUUUCAGGUUAUUAAUCAUGGAGUUUCAGUAAAUGAAAUGAAGGAAGCAAUGAGCGUCUUUAAGGAGAUUUUUCAGAUGCCUGAAGAGUACAAGAAAAAGUUGUGUACUAAUGAUCCUUCCAAGCCAUGUAAGAUGUUUACUAGCAGUUUUAACUACGCAACGGAAAAGGUUCAUCUUUGGAGGGACAGUCUUAGGCACCCAUGUUAUCCUUUGGAGCAAUGGCAACACUUAUGGCCUGAAAAUCCAACUACUUACAGAGAGUGUGUAGGGAAUUUCUCAAAUGAAGUUAAGGAAUUGGGUUCAAGGAUCAUGAAUUUAAUAAGUGAAGGACUUGGUCUUAAAUGUGGAUAUUUUGACAAUGAUCUUACAGGGUCGAUGAUUUUAUCAGUUAAUCAUUAUCCAUCAUGCCCUGAACCAAGUUUGACAUUGGGAAUGAGCAAACACUCAGAUCCUAACCUCAUCACUAUUUUAAUGCAAGAUGAUGUAUCUGGCCUUCAAGUAUUAAAGGAUGGAAAAUGGAUUGCUGUUGAGGUUCUUCCUCAUUCCUUUGUUAUAAAUAUAGGCUACGCAUUGCAGAUAAUCAGUAAUGGUAAGCUAAAAAGUGUGGAGCAUAGAGUUGUGACAAAUUCAAGUCAAGGUCGCACAACUGCUGCUUUUUGCUUAGCUCCUUCAGAUGAUUGUACUGUAGAGCCAGCUGAAGCUAUCACUGAUGAACACAAUCCACCAAUUUUCAAGUCUUUCAAAUAUAAGGAUUUCAUCUCCCACUACUUUAACAAAUAUGGAGACACUGUAGUUCUAAAAUCGUUUGUGGCACCAAAGAAUUAACUGAGAUAAUAUUUUGGAAAGUAAAAGUGUUGUAUUGAUUGUGUAAUGUUGGUACACUUACAGUUUGUUUGAGUGCUAUGACUUUUCAUUUUGAUAGUA